Messenger RNA from Amoebophrya sp. A25, 5421 nucleotides. The record is from the annotation of a GenBank genome assembly. NCBI's taxonomy places the organism in Eukaryota, Dinophyceae, Syndiniales, Amoebophryaceae.
AUUAAGUUAAAAGUCGCUUAAGCGUCAAAAGAUACCUCCAGAACAGGUAAAUGAAUGAAUGAAUGACAUGUAGUUGGUCCAAAGCAUGAAUUGAAUCGGUCAUGAUGCCUUUUCAGACAAGGAUCCUUCUACCAUUGAAUGCAAUCGACUCGUCGCACCGAAUUGCCCGACGACACAUAGAAGAACUCCUCCACGUCGCCACUUGACUGACAACCUCUUUUCAACACUGUGAUCCCUCCCGCACAACUAGUCUCUUUCGUCACCUAACUCACCACGCAGGAAAUGUUUAGAUUCAUUAGUUGUUACAACGAGCAUUAGACUUCUGGUAGUGGUCGUCUUUAACAUACAAUGAAAUUGUUGAACAAGACUUACGAAGUUCGUCGUGAUGUGAGCCUAUCAUAUUGACAUCAUUUGUUCGUAUGUACGAAGCAUAGAAAGAAUUCUUAUUCCUAUGAAAGUAAUUUACCCUCCAUGGUACUUUGUAUAAUUUGUAAAGAAUUAUGUUAAUAACUGUCCAAGGGCCUCGCUGAGGCUGGGACGGGGUACAUGAAUGUUUGAGGACGACCUUAUUGAUGAACAACAAGCGGUGCUUCGCAGUUCAAUGUCUACUCUUCGAAGCUGAUGAACAUGAAAACUUAGUACCCAACGUAGAGGAGCUGGAGCUUGGUUGCCUGAUGGUUACUUCGUCCUUACAGAUAGGGGGAUUCUCAUCCUUAUUCAAUGAAUAGGGAGGACCAGCACCAGCAGUGUUUUUAUGACUCAGAGCAUUGUAGCGAAAAUCAACGAACUACAACAUAGACCUAGUUAGAGAUUUCAUCUGUCUUCACAUACAUAAGAGUCAUACAACCUACAUAGUGCCAACUUCAUAUAUUCAUCAAUAUAUGAACCACUGACUUACGCUGAGGUAGAAUAUGGUCUUUUUUUCAUUUGUGGAUGCGAAUCUAUCGUUUUUUUUCGCUUCGCAGUUCGAUGAAGAAGACAAGCCCUGGUUGACGUGAUUUCUCAGUCUCGUGAGGAGGAGUUAGCUGAACAGAGCGGGGUCGCGUGGAGGCAUACAUGAACCACGACAUGGACCUAGUCUUCUGCACGACAUGAAACAAGAUUACUUCAUGAUCUAGUAAUUGUUGGAUUUUUAUUAUGACAGCAUGCUUCUAUUUUCACUAGUUUAGUAGACAAGACGAGAAGCAACAACGAUCUUCAAAUAACUGUCCUGAAGUAGAAGAAAAAAUAUUUUUCCCGUCGUUCUUACCCUGCGCCACGAAGAAGAAGAAGUUUCGAAAGACGCAAGAAGUAGUCCACCCUCACCAUUAGAUCAGCAAGAAGGCGGGUAAUAACCUCCAAGAGCAAGAAGAAUAUUAAAGAGUUCUAUCUGCUGACGUCGUAAUACAGUUGCCACAACAGCGUUUGCGUUACCCCCUCAGCAUGACGAGCAAGCAAAUAACAGUUUUUUUCUGAUUUUACUAUCGCGUGGAAGUCGAUCUGGUGGAAGAAAAAAGGACAUCUUCAACAAGGCGAAGCCUCAUGGAGGUCGUCUUUGGAAUAAGAGUAUCUUCAAAGAACUAGAAGAGGCAACGAUAACAUCUUCUGAUUACUAGCGACGACGACGACGGGAAAAGCGGUAGAACAAGACUAGAGUACGACUUCGGGGGUAGCAAGUUCUUUUACCUAGUAGAACCACGACACAAAGCUAUCGAGACAAGCAGUCGCUAUAACGAAUUGCGACAAUGGCGACCAGAGGAUACCGAGAACGUGACGACCGUCGCGACGACCGUGGACGGGGUCACGGUGGCCUGGCUGCUAGGAGUGGAGCAGCGGCCAUUGCAGAUCUCUUCGGCAACAAGCGAGAUAUUGGCGAAUGCCCUUUUUACUCAAAAAUCGGAACUUGUCGCCACGGAACUCUGUGCUCGCGGAAACACGUAAAGUGCACAGAGUCACGGACAGUGCUGUUGGCCCACGUGUACUUGAUUCAGCAUUUUUCGAGAUUCGUUGUUUCUACUUGAUCCUUAUUUUAUAUUGGUUUAGAUGAACUCCGUGUUGUACUAGUAGAGGGCACCGGUGUAAUUUAGGUAUCACCCACUCUGUACGUACUACAUCUACAUCGUCUAUCUCGAAUCUCGUCCUCAUUGGCGAAUAGUAUUUUUUUGAAUUUGAUGAUGCGGCUUCUGAUUUACUUCACAAUGAACGAAAAAACCCUUAGCUUUGCGGACACAUGGGAGACUUUGGCAAUCUCAACAGACGAUGGUCCGGAGGUGCCAGACGAAGUAUACUGCACUGCGGUAAACCAGAUAGAAGAUUUUUACGAAGAAGUAUUCUUUCAAAUGGCGAAAUACGGCGAAAUUGAAGACCUUCUUCUCGUCGACAAUAUCUCGGAGCAUGUACUACAACGAACUCUACUCGUGGUUGUAAGAUUGGUUCCUCUUGAUCAAACAAAUUACAAGAUUUUGAAUGCCAAUUUUUAGACUUAGGCAUGGUUUUCAACUUCUGGAGAUUUUCGUUUCGCAAGGAGUGUCAUCAUCCAAUACCUGGGUUUUGACGGAGGUCUUUUUAUCUUCAAUCACAAUCAAUAACAGUCAAUAAGGAUUGUCGUCGUUAGAUUUGUUACAACUUACAUUGCCCCUUCCUCCUCAGAUGUCCGGAAACGUGUAUGUCAAGUUUUUUACGAAAGAAGCCGCGGCAAAAGCACUGGAAUCCGUUCAAGGGAAGUUCUACAGUGGUCGCGUCAUUAAAGCCGAACUUAGUCCCUGUGUUGAAUUCCGGGACGCGAGAUGUCGGGCAUACACAGAAGGAAAUUGCCCAAGAGGACAGUACUAAGUUUGUUUUUUUUGUUGUUCUUGCUUGCAGAAGCUUUUCUGAAAUCUGGAACAACCGAUGCAGCAUGAUAGACUUUGUAUUUCAUUAUAUAGGUCCAACAUGUUGAUUGAUUAUUUUGCUUUCUGAAAACAGGAAUUGCAAUUUCUUGCACAUCCGGCAUGUGCCUCGUGCACUCAAGCGUCAGUGCGUCUUGCAGAUGUAUGCGGACCAUCCUGAGUACAAAGCGGCCAGAGAAGCAGCUGGAAAGCCUCUGGUCUACAAAAGCCUCCAGAAAAUUGAGUACCUCCAUUGAAUUUUUUGGAAUUACAGAACUGAGCACACAUGGUACCACGAGUAGGGUUAAGAUUUCUUCGUAAUUAAGUUACAAUGUCAGUUGUGCAAGUUAGAGAUACAUAUUCUUUGUCUAAGGCAAGACAAGCCCACUGUCCCUUUAUCAUUUCCCUUUUCAGCUGGGAUAACGACACAGAGGCACGCGAGGCAUUCCAGGCCAGGUGGUGGGAAGCAUACAAUCAGAGACGGGAAAAGGAGCGAGCAGAGGCAACGCCCGCCAACAGGCCAGACCAUAGAGAGCCCAGCACAAGACGCGCAUCAGAAGUCAAUGAUGGUACUUCUACUUUUUGCUUGCAUUCAAAAUAAAUGUUAUAAAAUCAAAUGAAAUGCGAGAAAUGUAGAUCCAGAAGCAAGCUGUGUUUACAGUUCGGAAUUGCAAUAACUUCUGCUAGGUGCAUUUUUUGGCAAGCAGAAGUCGCCUUUUUCGCCUGACAAGGAGAACGAGGCGGGUGACGGAGAAAAGAAGAAGAAAAAGAAGAAGCGAAAGCAUGACAGUACAGGCGGAGGCGAUAAUCCUAAUAGUGGCGAGGUCGACAGUAGCGGGCCGGCCGCAAAGCGACUAGCACUAGGCGAGUUCAUCUCGGGUCCGUUCGACAAGGUCCAAACGAGCCCCUUUGACGUGAAGAAGAAGGCUGGAAUAGACCCAGAGGAGCAGGGCGACACCGCAUUUGGCGCCCUUAUCGGGCCCCCACCAGGCUUGCCAUUGCCGGAAGUCGGAGCUGAUAGUGGCAUGGGCGGCUUCGGGGACACGCCCACGAGCAUGGGAGAGUCCACGCGCACAGCGAAUCCUAGUAGUCGGAAAAAUAGUGCUAACAUCUACGACAGCUUUGCGGUACACUCCACGCCAGUAGCGAGCAGUAGUUCUCUAGGUCUAGGGGAAGGAGGUGCAGUGUCAGGAGUAGACGUUGCAGCGCAGCUGCAGCAGAGCGAAGGACCCCGACGCGUCAGUGCCGAUAGCUUCUCCGGGGGUUUCCCGAGUCCGCGGAGUGCGCAAGCGGGAGGAGCAACAGCGUCUUGCGCACCAGCUACACAUUCAGCAAAUAGUGGAGGGCCUGUCCUAGUUCCAGUGGGCGGACUGCCACCAGGUCAUCCAGGUGCAUUAGGCGCACUAGUUUUUCCAGGAGGAACGCCAGGCGGCGUGGGACUGCCACUUGGGAAAGGUGGUGCCCACAUGCCACUGAUGAAAGGCCCUCUUCCGUUUCUCGCUGUUCCUCCAGGCGGAAAAGUUGGCCCCUUUCCAAAGUCUGGCCCGCUGAUAAUGAAAGGACCUCCUGGCGCCAUGAUAUUCUCGAACCUCCCACCCCCACCAUCAUCGUCUUAAUCAGACGAAGAUUAGUGCCCUGAAUGUUCUUUCCAACCUCUCAUGAUAUGAAAUAUUUUCAACUUGAAUUUAAAGUCCAUGUUUGUUUUGUCGUGGACGUCAUACAACUUACUUAUCCAAUGCGAUGACUUUGUACGUUUUUUCGUGUUUGUUCGUAAUUAUGUAAAAUAUUUUUUGUGACAUAUUCUGCUCUUACUUUCUUGCUCCAGACCUGUUUUAUCAUCAUACCACCUUGUAAAGCGAAGCGUAAAUUUUGCAAACAUAAUGAACAGAUAUGUUCUGUUCUUAUUCUUGACCGCCAUACAUAUGAGUAGCAGCUAAAAGGUACUAUUACAGGAGUUGGCACUUCCUCGGUUCAAAAGCAUUAUUACAGGAGUGUUUAUCAAAUCAUGUUCAUGUUCUUAUACUUGCUUACAUGAUCACUAAUACAGCGGAUGGACAAAUAGAACAUCUUCAAGACCACAGCAUCGACAUACUAGUAGACCACCUCUAGAAUUUAUCCAAUUUCGUCAACUCAGUUUUGGACCAUGUAGUUAUCCACGGGCAUGAAAGUGCUCGAGCACAUCCAUCACCGAUGAGAACGUCAUGUUUUUUCUAGCCCAUCACUAGCAUCGUUCCCCGACAAUGUUAGCCUCUUCGCCCACCUUAGCCGACCUACUCUUUUGACCACCAUUCAUUAGAUUUGUCGCGACAGCACAAUCACAUGAUUCCCUAUCACGUGAUUCACGUAUUUAAAGUUGUGUCCGCCUUCGCAGCAUACUAAACCCUUUCUGUAGGCGAGACGUCAAGAUUGAUGGAGCCGUGGCAAAUCAUAAUAUGAGACAGAGCAGUGGCUCUACGAGAAGCGCGCGUAGCAUAAGGCUCGAAAUAGCAAAAGACGAAAUACCAAAGAACAACAAGAAUAACAACGUAGCAAGCAAAAAUGAAUACAUUUCGUUGGCUGCGACAGUAGGCAUGGC